Messenger RNA from Closterium sp. Naga37s-1, 1719 nucleotides. NCBI's taxonomy places the organism in Eukaryota, Viridiplantae, Streptophyta, Zygnematophyceae, Desmidiales, Closteriaceae. The record is from the annotation of a GenBank genome assembly.
AUGCCUGGCGAUGCGGAACUAGACCAUAGUCGCGGGGAACCUUCCCCGCACAACCGGAAGCGGGGGGACGCGGAGGAGGUGGAUGUUGACUGCAGCGGACUGGCAAGUGUAGACUCAGGGAAUGCCGAGGACGAGAGCGCUGCGGGCUUUUUUGUCGGUAGCGCCAGGCAGAUAUGGUAUCCGACGCAGUGCGCGACGAAACGGAUGCGAGGCGCAGCGGAAUCAAGCACGAUUAUGGCGGAGGGCGGGGGAGCGGGAGGGGCGAAGAUGGGGCAAGGGGACGCGGGGAAAGAAAGACAUGGAUGGGAGGCGCGGGGAAGGGAGGCAGAGGCAGCGACGGAAAGGCAGGCGAGGGGGGGAUUCGCUGAUAGCGAGGAAAGUGCCGGGGGGGGCGGUGGCGCGCGGGAUGGCUGUGGCGCGCGCGAGACAUUCGGGGGAGGCGGAGGAAUCAGGAGGGCGAGGGAGGAGGUGAAGCGAGAGAUGGUGGAGGUGGCGCUGCAACGCGGUGGGUGUGAGGGCGCACAAGCAUUCGUGCGCAUACCCCCGUGCCUGUAUGCGCCAGCACCGUUUCAUCCUGCGCCCGGGGCGGGGAGUGAGGCACAGGGGCAGAGUCGAGGAGGGAAGGAGGCAGGGGAUAGUGGUGAGUGCGAGGGGGGAAAUGCUCGAGCAUGCGUGGCACAGGGGCAGCAUGGAGGGGAGAAUGAGGGGGGCCAUGUGGGGGAGAAGGUGAGAUGGGGGGAGCAAACGUCGGGAGAGCAGGCAUCAGGUGCGAAGGCAUGUGAGGAAAUGUUGCAACGAGGCAGUGAGAGAGGGGACGAGGGGGGGAGGCAGGAGAUGCGGCAGGGGAGCAGCGCAAGUGGUGGUGGUGGAGGGGCAAGGGGAGCAGACGGGGUAAUGAGCACUCCACCUCCUCACAAGCACACGCCAUGCUCACCUGACGGCCCUGUGUCAUGCGCACUCGAGAAUCCCGUUCCAUGCCCCCCUCGUGACCCUGUGCCAUGCGCCGAAACGACGGUGCAGUGCACUGACAAGGUCACAGCACUGCCCAUGCCCAUGGCGCCUGAGAGCCGCCCUGAGCAUUGCUCUGAGCGUCGCUCUGAAGAUGGCUCCGCUGUGCGUGAGGAACAACAGCCUCAACGUGGCAGCAAUAUCCCUGGCUGCCCCCUGCCACGACUGGUUGCAGAGGCAGAGAGAACAGGCGGUGAUCCGGCUCCCUCUCGUGCUGCGACGGCUCAUGUGAAUGAUGCAGGUGCUGCUGCUCAUGCGGACCCGCCCGCGCCGCCUCCCAACAGCACUCCACUGCCACGUCAGCAGGAGGUUCCACGUCAGCAACAGCCUGCGUGCGACAAGUCAGCACAAGCAGAGCCAGGCAAUGUCGCGGGCACGAGUGAGGAAGCAAGGGACGAAGAGGCUACUGCUGUUCCAUACCAUGUGCUUGCCGCUCGUGUGUUUGCGGAAUUGCGGGACUUGAUGCUUGAUACCCACGUGGCUCAUGAGGACUUGGAAGCAGUUGUGAAUGAGGCUGUGAUGACGUGGCAUCCAGACGUGCGGGCCAUGGCUCGAGAGAGUGUGUGGGAUGCGGGGAAGGCCACGGUUGCGAGGGUCGAAGGGAAGGUUGGGAUUUCAAUGUUGGCUUUGCGGAAGAAGCUACAAGCAUCCAUUGAGGAUUUGGAUAAAAGGCUUGAGAACGAGGAGGAAGAAGAAAGAAACGGCUUGUGA